This is a messenger RNA of Erythranthe guttata (spotted monkey flower), 2152 nucleotides long. RefSeq names its product Major facilitator superfamily protein. Gene Ontology annotation, cellular component: membrane. The record is from RefSeq and is a predicted model, not a curated record. Lineage: Eukaryota; Viridiplantae; Streptophyta; Magnoliopsida; Lamiales; Phrymaceae.
GAAACACAAACACGAGAGCCAAAAGGAAACAUCCGUGCAAUAAAAAUGCGCAUAUUUUGGAUCCUCCAAUGUCAAGAAGAAUUUCAUUGUCCUAACCCAAUUUCAACACGUCUCUCUCUCUCUCUCUCUCUCUCCUCUUUCUCUCUCUAGAAAAUCUCCACUCCAUACACAGUCCAAUUGACACUCCAGACGAAAAAUCCGGAGAAAGAGAGAAUCUAAUCUAAUGGUAGUCCUGAAAGCAGGGAGCAGACCGCCGUGGGUGGGGUUAGGCGCCGCCGUUUGGGUGCAAAUCGCCGCCGGAAACGCCUACACUUUCCCUCUCUACUCUCCGUCGCUGAAAUCAGUUCUCGGCUUCAAUCAGCAGCAGCUCACCAUCCUCGGAGUGGCCAAUGAUAUCGGAGAGAAUGUCGGAAUUCUUCCCGGAAUCGCCUGUAAUAAGUUCCCUCCUUGGGCUGUUCUCCUCGUCGGCGUUUGUGCUUCUUUCUUCGGUUACGGCGUUCUUUGGCUCGCCGUUAGCCAGUCCGUUCAAUCAAUUCCAUAUUGGCUCUUAUGGUUAGCACUAUGCAUCGGCACAAACAGCAGCGCAUGGCUCGGUACAGCUGUCCUCGUCACAAACAUGAAGAACUUUCCGGUCAGCCGAGGGACAGUCGCCGGAAUACUCAAAGGCUACGUCGGCUUGAGCGCCGCCGUUUUCACGGAGGUCUACACGAUGGUCCUUAGCGGCUCAGCCUCGAAGCACCUCCUCCUCCUUACCCUAGGAAUCCCGAUUAUAGGCCUUGUAAUGAUGUACUUUGUCCGCCCGUGUACGCCAGCUUCCGGUGAAGACUCGACGGAAAACGGCCACUUUCUCUUCAUCCAAAUCGCCAGCCUCACGCUCGCGGUCUAUCUCCUCGUGACGACUAUAUUAAAAGACUAUUUUGCCCUCGGAGACAAUAUCUCGUACGUGUUUAUUGCGGUUAUGGUUGUUCUCUUGAUGGCUCCGUUAGUUAUCCCGUUGAAGAUGACUUUGUUCCCCGCGAAUAUCAAGAAGCUUCCGGAAGGUUCGGAUGAAACGGAGCCACUUAUGACACCGUCUUCGUCGUUGACUAAUCUCGGGAGCUACUACGAAUCCGAGGAUGUUUCGGAGGUGGAUUUGCUGCUUGCUGUCGGAGAAGGGGCGGUAGGGGAGGUGAAGAAGAAGAGGAAACCGAGGAGAGGGGAGGAUUUUAAGUUUCGUGAGGCGGUUGUGAAAGCCGAUUUUUGGCUUUUGUGGUUCGUUUAUUUUCUUGGAGUUGGUUCGGGUGUGACGGUGCUUAAUAAUUUGGCUCAGAUUGGUGUUUCGCUCGGUGUGGACGACACCACGAUUUUGUUGAGCUUGUUCAGCUUUUGCAAUUUCUUGGGCAGGCUCGGCGCCGGAGCUGUUUCCGAACACUUAGUGAGGUCGACAAAAACCAUCCCUCGAACAUUUUUAAUGUCCGUAACACAGCUAAUAAUGAUCCUAAUAUUUCUCCUAUACGCCUCCGCCCUAAGCAGCGUCACGCUCUACGCCGCAACGGGGUUGCUCGGAGUUUGCUACGGCGUACAGUUCGCCGUAAUGAUUCCAACGGCCUCCGAGCUCUUCGGGUUAAGACACUUUGGCAUAAUCUUCAACUUCAUGCAAUUAGGAAAUCCCGUCGGCGCCCUUCUCUUCUCCGCCCUGCUGGCAGGCCAGGUGUACGACUCCGAGGCUGCCAAGCAGACGGGCCCCAACUGCAUGGGCCCGAAUUGCUUCCGGGCCACGUUUCUUGUCUUGGCGGGUGUUUGUGGGCUGGGAAGUUUGUUGAGCGUGGUUCUUACGAUAAGGAUAAGGCCAGUUUAUCAGAUGCUUUAUGCAGGUGGAUCUUUUCGUUUGCCUCAAAGCUCUUCCGGUCAUUGAUUAUUCCGGAAGUUUCUUUUGUGGGUCGCGGUUUUUUAUAAUUAUUAUUGAGGUAAAAGGCUUAAUUUUUUCUAAUAUGCCUAAUGCCGAUUGUUGUAUGAGAAAUAAAUGUGUUUUAGAUAAUCUAAUAAUUGAUUUUACUGUUUAAAUCGUUGUGUAAUGGUAUGUAACUUAAAAGAUCGUUCGACUGUAUGAUCCGAUCGAGCGAGAAUUCGAAUAAAUUAUCAAAUAUAAUUCGGCAGAGGCCUUUGUUUUCUA